Molecule: messenger RNA, 4103 nt
Organism: Onychostoma macrolepis
Lineage: Eukaryota; Metazoa; Chordata; Actinopteri; Cypriniformes; Cyprinidae
Gene: enpp4
Product: ectonucleotide pyrophosphatase/phosphodiesterase 4
Exons: 4
Coding region: 203-1567 (454 amino acids)
Source: RefSeq, a predicted model, not a curated record
UGGAUCUGUCAAUCAUGCGAUGACGUCAUGCGGUUAUUGUGUUUGAGGAAGCGCAAGAAACUGCAUCAAAACCAGAAGAUAUUUGACUUUAUAAAUCAUAUCGACAUCACCGAAGAGUUUGAUGUGACUGCAGUUAAAAUAUACGAUUUCCAACGUCCCGAGCAAAAAGUGAAGAAAGUGACUGCCACAGCCACAGCACAGGAUGCAGGUCAGCGGUUAUCUGUGCGCUCUCAUGGCCUGUAGUGCUUUAACCCUGUCCCUGGAGUCUGGAAACCAAGCGCUGCCGCUCCUCCUGGUGUCGUUUGAUGGUUUUCGCGCAGACUACCUAAAGAAAUACUCCUUUCCCAAUCUCGAGAAGUUCUUCUCCGAGGGCGUCCUUGUACACGAGCUGACCAAUGUGUUCACGACCAAAACCUUUCCCAAUCAUUACAGUCUCGUCACAGGGCUGUACGCGGAGAGCCACGGGAUACUGGCCAGUAUUAUGUACGACCCGGUGUCAAAAAAGACAUUCUCCAUUCAGAAUGACAGUGACCCUUUCUGGUGGAACGAAGCCACUCCGAUUUGGGUGUCCGUGGAGGAGUCUGGAUAUAGGGCAGCGGCUGCUAUGUGGCCAGGAACAGAUGUCAAUAUUCAAAACCACUCAUUAAAAUACCAAUUCGAAUACGACCCCAAGGUGACUUUCGAAGAAAGGCUGGGAAACCUCACACAUUGGAUGACCAUGGACAAUUCUGUGAAGUUUGCCGCUCUGUAUUGGGAAGAGCCUGACCGGAGCGGACACCUAUAUGGUCCAGAGAACACCAAUGAGAUGACCAGGGUUUUAAAGGAAGUGGAUGAUCAUAUAGGCUUCCUGAUGGAGCAGCUCAACAAAAAGGGAUUAUGGGGGAAAAUGAAUGUCAUCAUCACUAGUGAUCACGGUAUGGCCCAGUGUUCUCAAGAGCGUCUUAUUAUACUGGAUGGCUGCAUCAGUCCGAGCAGCUAUAGGGUGGUGGAUCUCACUCCUGUGGCUGCUAUAAUCCCACUGGAAGAUAAUUCGACAGUGUACAAAAACCUGUCCACCUGUCACAUUCACAUGAAGGCGUACCUGAAGGACAACGUUCCUGAUAGGCUGCACUAUAAAAACAAUGAAAGGAUCCAGCCAAUCCUUUUGGUGGCGGAUGAAGGCUGGACGAUUGUCAAAAACGGCACACUCCCACGCAUGGGCGAUCAUGGCUAUGACAAUACACUACCCAGCAUGCACCCCUUCCUGGCCGCCCACGGGCCUGCGUUCCGCAAAGGCUACAAGAUGUCGAGCUUUAAUAGUGUGGAUCUCUACCCGCUCAUGUGCCACCUCAUGGGCGUCCCUCCGAUGCCUAACAAUGGCAGCUUCGCUCACGUGCGCUGUGCGCUAGUUAACGAGCAGUGCGGAGAGCUAGCGCUAGCAGUGGGCCUCGUCAUCGGGGUUCUGAUCAUCCUGACCACCUUCACCUGCCUAUUCAAGCUGAUGAAGAACAGAGAUGCCUCGUCUCCACGUCCGUUCGCCCGCUUGGAGUUAGAGGACGACGCUGAUGACGAACCGCUGCUUGAAUGAAGCGUGUUAGUAGAUGCAGGUACUGUGCAGGAUACGUUAAAGGAAUAGUUUAUCGAAAUGAUGACUGUAUUUUCAAUUUCAGGUGAACUGUUCCUUUAAAUGCUGAAAUGGUCCAGAGAUGACAAUCAUACUGAAACUGUAAGGGAGAAAUUGAGCCGUUAAAGCCAGUAACAUACACUGAAGGCACAAUAAUGAUGAGUCACCGUUAGUACCAAACAACAUGACAAAACAUGUCCUCAGCAUUAUCAGCAGCUGUUGAGAUAAAAAUACGUUAUAGGCAUUUAGUUUUAAAAUUUGUUCUUAAAGGGAUAGUUCACCCAAAAAUGAAAAUUCGGAGAAAGCUCAUUUAUGAAUUUCUUCUGUUGAGCACAAGAUAUUUUGAAGAAUGUGGGUACUGAAGAACAUUUGCCAGUCACCAUUAACUUCCGUAGAAUGGAAAAAAUACUUUGGAAGUCAACGGCCUGCAGCAACGGUUUGGCUGCCAACAUUCUUCAAAAUAUCUUCUUUUAUGUUUAACAGAAGAAAGUAAGUCUUGGAACCGGAAAAACUUGAGGGUGAGUAAAUGAGCACAGAAUUUGUAUUUUUAGGUGAACUAUACUCUACUACAGAAUAAAAAAUAAAUUCUUCCCUCAGAAUUGUGAGAUAUAAACUCCAAAUUGGAACAUAUAAACUUGCAAUUCUGAGGAAAAAUGUCAAGCAUCUUUUUUGCCAUGGAAUAAACGAAUAAAUGUAUUUUCUACUUUUUAUCUCACAAUUCUGACUUAAUAUGAUGCAAAUCUUAUUCAUUUAUCCAGAACUGCAAGAUAUACACUAAGAAUUGUGAUAUAAAGAAUUGCAAGUUAUAAACUCAUGUUCAUAAGGAAAAGGAAUUAAAAAAAAAAAAGUUUAUAUCACAAUUGUUUUUUCCCCUCAGAAUUGCCAGAUAAAAACUCAAAAUAGCGAGAUAAAAAAACUCAAAAUUCUGAGGAAAAAGUUCAUUUGUUUUUGCCACGGAAUAAAAAAUAAAGGUAAUUUUGACUUAUAUCUUGUAAUUCUCCAAAUAAACUCCGAAUUGUGUAAUAAACUAGUUUUGAGAAAAAAAGUCAGAAUUGCAGGUUAUAAACUUAAUUAUUAAUCAUUGCGAGGAAAAGUCAAGCUUGUCAUGGAAUAAAAAAAGAGAACAUUUUGAGAAAAAAAAAAAAUUCAAAAUUGCAAUUGUGAGGAAAAGUCAAGCUUGUUUCUGUCAUGAAAUAAAAAAGGGUAAUUGUGACUAUUUCUCUCACAAUUCUGAGUUUAUAUCUUGUAAUUACAAGUUUAUGUCUUACAAUUCUGACUUUUUUCUCAGAAUAGCGACAACAAAGUCAGAAUUGUAAGAAGUUAAUUACUUUCUUAUUUUUCGUGGCGGAAAUAAGUUUCCAUAUCCUGGACAACAACGACAUGUACAAAAAAAGCAAAAAGCUACAAAUAUUUAGAUUGUGUUAGAUAAUUUCCUGAAUAAUCUCACACGCACAAGCAUGCUCUCUUCAUGUUUAACAGAUUUUAGAAUGAUUAAAUCAUGCUACUUCCAGUAAUGCUUUUUAGCAUUAUCAUAUGCAUAUAAAUAUUGCUUUAUAUCUAUGCAUACUGUAUGUUAGCAGUCAAGUUCUCUUAAACUGCUGUGUUUCUUUGAAAGUCUACGUAGGUCUUAGAAUGCAUUGAAGACAAUGAUUUCUACUUAGGUUUGCAAUGCUUUUGGGAAAUGCAGAACAUAAGCAAUAAUAAUUAUUACUAGCUUGUUUUCAGUAAAGAAACAGGAUACUGAGGUUACUUGAAAAACCCCGUACUGAUUGUUGUGAAACUUUAUUUAUUAAGUCACAUUUUAUCUGUUCUCACCGCCGGGGAAAUAAACAACUAGUUAAAUCUGAAUAUUUAUUUCUUUUUCUAGAAGUUGCUUAGUCUUUGUUUCUUUGCAGAUCAAAUGCAACUAAAGGAAUGCUAAAUCUCACGUUUCUUCUUGAAUCCCUACUGAGGAAUAUUUCUGUAGGGUUUAUGAGGGCUUUUUACCUGAAUGUUUCUUGUAUAGUAGAAUGCUUCUGAGUGUUGGAUGUUUCUCAGAGAUUGUUGUAUGUGUAAAUACACUGUAAAGCUUGUGUUUUUGCUUAUUGCACUGUAAUCUGUAGGUUCAGAUUUGGGGGAAGGGAACAUGUUGCUGCUUUUAAAAUGAGGAAUUUUUAUUCAUGCUUUAAAAUGUUUGUAUAACAGGGAUGUUAUUUUUCUAUUUAAUUACUAUCAUUUGUUCUUUUUUUAAAAAAUGGCAUUGCUCAUUUUAUUGGGAAAUAACAAAAGUGUUGCAAUUUUUUUUUUUUCUUUUCUUUUUGAGUUAUCUGUGGCUUGUCAUUUUCGAAACAUUUCUUGCCGUUUUGUCUGUACAUUUAGCAGUGGUCAAUAUUAUUUCACAUCAAUCUUUAGUUACUGAAAGGAAGGUUACUGAAACAUGAGAAAUCAACCUGGCGUGUGCAGUAUUUGGCUAUCAAAUGUUUGUGGCCGUAUUUUCACAGCUUUUUGAAUCUUAAUGAAA